GUCACAGUUCAGUGUUCUUAAUCUGUGCGUCCAUGUACACAUAUAUGUCAUUUAUUAGACUCUAUUAAAUAGAGUAAACAUCGUUAAUAACUGUUUGCAUCCGGUUAUAUUAGUCUGAGCGCACUUUGAUGCGUCUCGAGCUAGCUUAGCUUGCUAGUUAGCUUAGCUUGUUAGCUGCUAACAAAGAGAGGCGGAAAUGAUCAAAACACAUCGCUAAGCAGAGAUCAAGUGUGAGUGUAAAGUGUUGUGAUUGUGUGAAAAUGUGCGAAAGAACGAUAGCAGAGUACGAGGAGGAACUUUGUCCAACAAAAGAGGAGAAGGAGCGACAACAUCAAGUUGUGUUACACAGAACAGACAUCCAUCAGCUGAUUGGACACCAAGAAGAAUGUCUCCCUCAUCUGCAGGGGGACAGUUUCACUUUAGAGGAUCCACAGCCCUCACAUUUUAAAGGGGACGAGGAUGAUCCACACUCCCCCUAUAUUAAAGAGGAAGAGGAGGGAGAGUGUCCUGUAGGGCAGGAGGAGGCUGAUCUCACCAAGUUUCCACUGACUGUUGUCUCUGUGAAGACUGAAGAGCAUGAAGACAAACCACCUGAGUCCUCACAGCUUCAUCACAGUCCAAACGUCUGUGAAGAACAUCUUCACUCUGAGCAACAGAAGUGGAGCUUCAGAAUGGGGACGGAGGAGCCACAGCCCUCCCAUAUUAAGAAGGAAGAGGAAUACGCACUGAUCCCCCAUUUUAAAAAGGAAUCGGUGGAUCCACUGAGCCCUCACAUUAAGGAGGAAGAGGUGGAUCCACUGACACCCCAUUUUAAAGAGGAAGAGGAGGACCCACUGGCACCCCAUUUGAAAAAGGAAGAGGAGGACCCACUGACACCCCAUUUUAAAGAGGAAGAAGAGGACCCACUGACACCCCUUUUUAAAGAGAAAGCAGUGGAUCCACUGAGCCCUCACAUUAAGGAGGAAGAGGAGGACCCACUGACUCCUCACAUUAAAGAGGAAGAGGAGGAACACAGCAUCAGUCAGCAGGGAGAGCAUCUUGAAGGACUGGAGGAGGUUGAUGUCACCAAGAUGCCAGUGACUGGUGUCCCUGUGAAGAGUGAAGAUGAUGAGGUCAAAGGUGAGAGUGAGGAGAAGAGAGAGGCGGAGCCUCCAAGCAGCAGCUCAACUCAACACAUGACAACAGAAGCUGAUGGAGACCACUGUGGAGGAUCACAAGCAGACAAGCUCUUAGCUCCACUAUCACAUAGUGAGGACACAACGUCACACUCUCCUGACACUGAUGAUGAAGACUCUAAAGAUGAUAAGACAUGUCACACUGACAACACACACUUCACAUGUUCUCACUGUGACAAAACUUUUAAUAACCGUCGUAAUCUGAAAAAACACACAAAUGUACACACCGAAGAAAAACCUUUUUCCUGCUCAGAAUGUGGUAGAGAUUUUAGACUAAAACAAAUGCUGAAAGAACAUAUGAGAAUACACACUGGAGAAAAACCUUUUUCCUGCUCAGAAUGUGGUCAAAGUUUUCAAAGAAAUCAGUAUUUAAAAGUACACAUGAGAAUACACACUGGAGAAAAUCCUUUUUCAUGUUCAAUCUGCGGUAAAGAUUUUACUCAAAGGUCCUUUUUGAAAAUACACAUGAGAAUACACACAGGAGAAAAACCUUUUUCCUGCUCAGAAUGCAGUAGAGAUUUUAGACUAAAACAAAGUCUGAAAGAACAUAUGAAAAUACACACUGGAGAAAAACCAUUCAAGUGCUCAAUUUGUAGUAAAGAAUUCAACCAGAAGGGAAAUUUGAUACAACACACAAAAACACAUACUGGAGAAAAACCUUUUUCAUGUUCAAUUUGUGGUAAAGAUUUUACUCAAAAAUACAAUUUCAAAGCACACAUGAGAACACACACUGGAGAAAAACCUUUUCAAUGUUCAAUCUGCGGUACAGAUUUUACUCGAAUGGACCAUUUCAAAGCACACAUGAAAAUACACACUGGAGAAAAACCUUUUUCCUGCUCAGAAUGUGGUAAAGCUUUUGGACGAAGAAGCACUUUAAAAGUACACAUGAGAAUACACACUGGAGAAAAAAAAAAUUCUUGUUCAAUCUGCAGGGUAGGUUUUGUAAAUAGUCAGUAUUUAAAAGAACACAUGAGAACACACGCUGGAGAAAAACCUUUUUCCUGCUCAGAAUGUGGUAAAACUUUUGUACAAAGAAACCCUUUGAAAGUACACAUGAGAAGACACACUGGAGAAAAACCUUUUUCCUGCUCAGAAUGUGGCAAAAGUUUUGUAAUAAAUCAAGGUUUAAAAGAACACAUGAGAACGCACGCUGUUAAAAAACCAUACUCCUGUUCAAGCUGCAACAAAAGCUUAUGUCACCUAAAAUCUUUGAAAGCACACAUGAGAACACACACUGGAGAGAAAGUGUUGAGUUGCAGUGUGUGUGGUGAACGAUUCUCUUAUAAGUACCAGUGUAAGAAACACAAGUGUUCAAGUGUGAGUGUAAAGUGUUGUGAUUGUGUGAAAAUGUGCGAAAGAACGAUAGCAGAGUACGAGGAGGAACUUUGUCCAACAAAAGAGGAGAAGGAGCGACAACAUCAAAAACAUCAAGUUGUGUUACACAGAACAGACAUCCAUCAGCUGAUUGGACACCAAGAAGAAUGUUUCCCUCAUCUGCAGGGGGACAGUUUCACUUUAGAGGAUCCACAGCCCUCACAUUUUAAAGGGGACGAGGAGGAUCCACAGCCCCCUUAUAUUAAAGAGGAAGAGGAGGGAGAGUGUCCUGUAGGGCAGGAGGAGGCUGAUCUCACCAAGUUUCCACUGACUGUUGUCUCUGUGAAGACUGAAGAGCAUGAAGACAAACCACCUGAGUCCUCACAGCUUCAUCACAGUCCAAACGUCUGUGAAGAACAUCUUUACCCUGAGCAACAGAAGUGGAGCUUCAGGAUGCGGACGGAGGAGCCACAGCCCUCCCACAUUAAAAAGGAAGAGGAAUACCCACUGAUCCCCCAUUUUAAAAAGGAAGAGGAACACCAACUGAUCUCCCAUUUUAAAGAGGAAGAGGAGGACACACUGACACCGCAUUUUAAAGAGGAAGAGGUGGAUCCACUGACCCCUCACAUUAAGGACGAAGAGGAGGAACACAGCAUCAGUCAGCAGGGAGAGCAUCUUGAAGGACUGGAGGAGGUUGAUGUCACCAAGAUGCCAGUGACUGGUGUCCCUGUGAAGAGUGAAGGUGAUGAGGUCAAAGGUGAAAGUGAGGAGAAGAGAGAGGCGGAGCCUCCAAGCAGCAGCUCAACUCAACACAUGACAACAGAAGCUGAUGGAGACCACUGUGGAGGAUCACAAGCAGACAAGCUCUUAGCUCCACUAUCAGAUAGUGAGGACACAACGUCACACUCUCCUGACACUGAUGAUGAAGACUCUAAAGAUGAUAAGACAUGUCACACUGACAACACACACUUCACAUGUUCUCACUGUGACAAAACUUUUAAAUACCCUAGUAAUUUGAAAACACACAUGAGAAUACACACUGGAGAAAAACCAUUUUUAUGCUCAAUCUGUGGUAAAGGUUUUAUACAAAGUGUUUAUUUGAAAAAACACAUGAGAACACACACUGGAGAAAAACCUUUUUCAUGUUCAAUCUGCGGUAAAGACCUUACUCGAAGGGACCAUUUCAAAGCACACAUGAGAAUACACACUGGAGAAAAACCUUUUUCAUGUUCAAUCUGCGGUAAAGACCUUACUCGAAGGGACCAUUUCAAAGCACACAUGAGAAUACACACUGGAGAAAAACCUUUUUCCUGCUCAGAAUGUGGUAAAAGUUUUGUAGUAAGUCGAAGUUUAAAAGUACACAUGAGAACACACACUGGUGAAAAGCCUUUUUCAUGUUCAAUCUGCGGUAAAGAUUUUAAUCAAAAGCACCAUUUCAAAGCACACGUGAGAAUACACACUGGAGAAAAACCUUUUUCCUGCUCAGAAUGUGGUAAAAGUUUUGUAAGAAAUACACAUUUAAAAUCACACAUGAGAACACACACUGGUGAAAGACCAUACUCCUGUUCAAGCUGCAACAAAAGCUUAUGUCACCUAAAAUCUUUUAAAGCACACAUGAGAACACACACAGGAGAGAAAGUGUUGAGUUGCAGUGUGUGUGGUGAGAGAUUCUCCUAUAAGUACCAGUGUAAGAAACACAAGUGUGCUGGUGAGAACAGCAGCAGCAAAUGAAGAUGCAGGAUUUGAAAUAAACUGUCAAAACUUUAACUUUGACUUUCUAACAACAUCAGCACAUAUAACAUGUGUGACAUCAUUGUUGUGUGUGUAACACAAUCUUGUUAAUAUGAUUCUAACAUUUAUAGAUUAGACACUUCAGAUUAGUGCUUUUAUUUCAGUCAAGUACAUGAGUUAAUAUACACAUUUGUGUACUUUAAAAUGAACAGAACAAUUUGACU
This is a messenger RNA of Entelurus aequoreus (snake pipefish), 4444 nucleotides long. RefSeq names its product zinc finger protein 91-like. The transcript is spliced from 6 exons. Lineage: Eukaryota; Metazoa; Chordata; Actinopteri; Syngnathiformes; Syngnathidae. The record is from RefSeq and is a predicted model, not a curated record. The coding region runs from base 261 to 4220 and encodes 1319 amino acids.